Messenger RNA from Sparassis crispa, 432 nucleotides. Its product is annotated as AP-2 complex subunit sigma. The record is from RefSeq and is a predicted model, not a curated record. Gene Ontology annotation, biological process: clathrin-dependent endocytosis; protein transport. The coding region runs from base 1 to 432 and encodes 143 amino acids. The transcript is spliced from 6 exons. Gene Ontology annotation, molecular function: clathrin-cargo adaptor activity. Lineage: Eukaryota; Fungi; Basidiomycota; Agaricomycetes; Polyporales; Sparassidaceae. Gene Ontology annotation, cellular component: intracellular membrane-bounded organelle; AP-2 adaptor complex.
AUGAUAAGAUUCAUCCUGGUUCAGAAUCGCCAGGGAAAGACGCGGUUGUCGAAGUGGUACGUUCCCUACGAUGACGAUGAGAAGGUUCGCCUUCGUGGAGAAGUCCACAGGCUGGUCGCGCCGCGGGACCAAAAGUAUCAGUCGAAUUUCGUCGAGUUCCGCAACCACAAAGUAGUAUACAGACGCUACGCCGGCCUGUUUUUCUGCGUCUGCGUGGAUGCGGAUGACAACGAGCUGGCAUAUUUGGAGGCCAUCCAUCUGUUUGUUGAAGUCCUUGAUUCAUUCUUUGAUAAUGUCUGCGAACUCGACUUGGUGUUCAAUUUCUAUAAGGUUUACGCCAUUUUGGAUGAGGUAUUUCUAGCCGGGGAGAUCGAAGAGACAAGCAAAGAUGUGGUACUAUCUCGCCUUGAAGAACUAGAGAAACUGGAAUGA